AUGGACACAGCUUAUACCUAUACGGCCAAGGACGGCAAAAUCAAGCAUGUUACACAGUACAGAAUUGCUGCCGGUAAUCCAGGCACGUUGCCUGGGACAAAAGGGUCGUAUACGAGCUACCAAAUCCAAAAGACUGCCGAUGUGGCAGAUUGCUCCGAUCAGGCGCAUGUAUACGUUUGGCCUGCUAGGAUCAACCCACCUAUUGACGGCUCCGAUGGCUAUGAUCAUCGCUCUCUAAGCGAAAUCAACUCACAGGGGAUUGAUCUCCACUUCGCAGCCCUGGAUACCAUCAAACCACUCUCUGAGACCAUCUUCCACGAGGUAUAUGUCGACCUUUUAAGAGGUAGUGGACUGCGGAAGCUAAAAUAUGAACAGCUCAUGCACGUUUACGGUGGCCGUAAGUGA
Hyaloscypha bicolor E is the source of this 405-nucleotide messenger RNA. RefSeq lists its product as uncharacterized. Bases 1 to 405 code for a protein of 134 amino acids. The transcript has 2 exons. The record is from RefSeq and is a predicted model, not a curated record. NCBI's taxonomy places the organism in Eukaryota, Fungi, Ascomycota, Leotiomycetes, Helotiales, Hyaloscyphaceae.